CCGGGAGCAGUGGCGGAGGUGACGGUAAAAAAGAACAGUGUCAAGUGUGCGGGUAUUAUAAUCACAAAACAUUGCAGUGUCGUUUCGCGAAAUCCAGGUGUAAAAAGUGUAAAGCUACAGGCCAUCUUAAAAGGAUGUGUAAAAGUGUACAUUUCAUGGCAGUGAACGCCGUGGAUGAGGGCGAUGACGAUGAUGAUGAUGAUAAAGGUCAAGAUUAUUGCGCUAGCUCUAAUGACUGGGACGAUGACGUAGAUAUCCGUACCGAGGAGACAUCAUCGGCCGGCCCGCCGCCAGCGCGGCUGGCGCCGAGCGAGGAGCUGCAGCCUGCCAUGGGGGAGGAAGGAGACCGGACAACGGCUCCAGAGUCUCCAGACUCACGCCCUGUGCCGUCAGACUCUCCCGAGCCUACUGCUACGCCCAGCGGGGCCUCGCCCGCAGGCCAGUCUGAAGAAGAUGACGAGUUCCAGGAAGCCUUACCUGGUCCGGACACUGAAUCCGAGACUCGAUACCCUGACAUACCUACGGAGAACAAUCCCGUGUCUACCACUCCUCGGUUAAAGCGCAAUCGACCUAAAAUUAAUUACAAGGCAUUCUUCUAGCGAUAAGUAAUACUUAGUUGCAAACGUAAUUGUUUGCUAUUCUUUCGUCUUAUGUAUAUUUAGAGUUAAGUAUAAGUUAGACGUGUAUGUAAGCUAAGGGGAGGAAUGUUAUAUAUGUAUGUGUGCUGCGCACACACUCGCCGCGCUAACUUACGAAUACACGUCAGUACGCUAA
Molecule: messenger RNA, 774 nt
Organism: Leguminivora glycinivorella
Lineage: Eukaryota; Metazoa; Arthropoda; Insecta; Lepidoptera; Tortricidae
Product: WASH complex subunit 3-like
Exons: 2
Coding region: 135-599 (154 amino acids)
Source: RefSeq, a predicted model, not a curated record